AAGUAAAAGCAGGGGCACUACUGUAAGAAAAAACUUCAAGAGGGGGUGUUUUCACUAGAAACCCUAAAACCGAGGGUCUCCUCUUGUCGUCGUCUUCCUCCACGCUAUAACAGCCACUGCUACUGCCUCCACCUCUCCAUAAACCCCUGCAUCUCAGAAACCCUAGAAAAAUGAGGCCUCCCAAAUCCAGAGAAUCACGCAAGCAAAAACGACUCUCGGAGGCCCAGGAAAUCGAGCUGCUCGAAUCAUGGAUCCAAAACGGACGGCCCGAGUCCGGUUCCAACCCGUUGUCUAUCCCGCCGCCGCCGAAGGACGCUCCUGUCGGCCGAAUCGACGACGGCACGUUCUCGGCCUACACCGGGAGCCAGAGGUUCGAUCAGUUGCCUGUGUCUCAGAAGACGAAAGACGGGCUGAAAGAUGCGAAAUUUACCAAAAUGACCGAGAUUCAGAGGGCGUCGCUGCCGCACUCGCUCUGCGCCCGCGAUAUCCUCGGCGCGGCGAAAACGGGGUCCGGGAAGACCCUGGCUUUUAUAAUACCGGUUCUAGAGAAGUUAUACAGAGCGAGAUGGGGUCCAGAGGAUGGGGUUGGCAGCAUUAUAAUAUCUCCUACAAGGGAGUUAGCUGCCCAGCUUUUCGACGUAUUGAAGUCUGUUGGAAAACACCACAAUUUUAGUGCUGGCCUUCUAAUUGGUGGUCGCAAAGAUAUUGACACAGAGAAGGAGCAUGUAAAUGAUCUGAACAUCCUGGUCUGCACUCCUGGCAGGCUUCUUCAGCACAUGGAUGAGACUCCAAAUUUUGAUUGUUCUCAGCUACAGGUUUUGGUCCUUGAUGAGGCAGAUCGUAUCCUCGAUGUGGGAUUUAAGAAGGCAUUGAACGCAAUAGUUUCACAGCUACCAAAGCAUAGACAAACCUUUCUUUUCUCCGCAACUCAGACGAAGUCAGUUCAGGAUCUUGCAAGACUCAGUUUGAAGGAUCCAGAGUACCUUAGUGUGCAUGAGGAGUCCAUAACUGCCACUCCCAAUCGCUUGCACCAAACAGCAAUGAUUGUUCCGCUUGAUCAAAAACUGGAUAUGUUGUGGAGCUUUAUAAAGUCACAUCUUAAUUCAAAGAUCCUUGUCUUUCUUUCUAGCUGCAAACAGGUAAGAUUUGUGUUUGAAGCAUUCAAGAAGCUCCAUCCUGGAAUCCCCUUGAAAUGUCUUCAUGGAAGGAUGAAGCAGGAGAGAAGGAUGGGAAUCUAUUCUCAGUUUUGUGAGACACGUUCAGUUCUCUUCUCGACUGAUGUAGCCUCAAGGGGCCUUGAUUUUAACAAGGCAGUUGAUUGGGUUGUCCAGGUGGACUGUCCAGAAGACGUUGCAGCUUACAUACACAGAGUUGGACGUACUGCUCGAUAUCUUAGUGGUGGGAAGUCAGUUUUAUUCCUGGUGCCCUCAGAAAUGAAGAUGCUUGAAAAGUUACAGGAGAAGAAGAUACCCAUCCAGUUUAUCAAGGCAAACACAAAAAGGCUGCAACCUGUUUCUGGAUUGUUGGCAGCUUUAUUAGCAAAGAAAGAUGACAAGAAGGAAGUAGACUUGCGGCACCUCGCUCAUAGGGCAUUCAUCACGUACUUGAGGUCUAUACAUAAACAUCGGGAUAAGGAGGUUUUUGAUGUUACGAAACUCCCCAUUGAAGAAUUCUCAGCAUCAUUGGGCCUGCCAAUGACCCCGAAAAUCCGUUUUCUGAACCAGAAAAGCAAAGGAAAGCAAGUGUCAGGAGAAUCUUCUCUUCGAGAAGAAAAUUAUAGCAAGGAGAACUUGUUUGAGCUUCCGAGAGAAAGUCCAGUUACCGGUAAAAUUGAAGAAGACGAAGAAGACGAAGAAGAAGUGGAUAAAGAUUUUCUUUCAGCUAAGGAAACCCCCCAUGGUGGGCAAGGAAAAUCAACUGACAUAGCAGAUAUUGAGCCAGGAACACGGAUUUUGAAGAAAAAGAAACUGAAAAUUAAUGUCCACAGACCAUUGGGUACAAGAGUUGUCUUUGACGAUGAAGGCAACACACUGCCCCCACUUGCAACAUUAGCUGACAGGAUAAGUGGCGAUGGCUCAGUUCAGCUUGAUGAAGAUAGAGUAAGUAAAAGAUAUGCAAAUUUGAGAGAAGAGUUAAAGGAGGAGGACAAGGAAGACAAGCUUCUGGAUCGUCAACGUCGUAAAGAGAAACGAAUGAAGGAGAAGAUGAAGAGAAGAAGGGGACGGAAGGACGAGGAUGAUAUUGAGGGUGAGGAGGAUCUUUCUGGGUCAGAUGGAGACCGAACCAAUAAAAGAUCGAAGAAGUACUUUGAUAGCGACAGUGAUGAUGCUGAGAGUAAGAGAGACAAAGAUAGCACUAUCAAUGCCGACUCUAUUUCUUUGAAAGAACAAGAGGAACUGGCUCUCAAGUUGUUGAGUUCCAUGCACUCUUAAUUCAGUUUUGUAGUGAUAUGGCGGGAGUGGCUGUUGGGAGGGGAGCUGGCCCUUGAUUUUUGUUGUUUCUUUUCUUUUUCUGGUGUACCAAAAAAAAACAAAAAAAAAAAUCAGUUUUGCAGUGAGGCAACCUAAUGUUGAUCUUGUUGAAUAAUUUUGAGCAUAUUUCCUUUUUUCUUGGAGCUUGUUUGAGUUGUUUCCUUGUCAAUUUUGUCGUCCCCAAUGCUCGGCUUGUGAACUUUUAUAGCUACAAGAACCAUUUAUAUACUGAGAGAUUCAAAUUC
Messenger RNA from Rhododendron vialii, 2716 nucleotides. RefSeq names its product DEAD-box ATP-dependent RNA helicase 32. Gene Ontology annotation, biological process: rRNA processing. Gene Ontology annotation, molecular function: nucleic acid binding; RNA helicase activity; ATP binding. Lineage: Eukaryota; Viridiplantae; Streptophyta; Magnoliopsida; Ericales; Ericaceae. The record is from RefSeq and is a predicted model, not a curated record. The transcript has 8 exons. Gene Ontology annotation, cellular component: nucleus. Bases 171 to 2432 code for a protein of 753 amino acids.